This is a messenger RNA of Funneliformis caledonium, 1080 nucleotides long. The record is from the annotation of a GenBank genome assembly. Lineage: Eukaryota; Fungi; Glomeromycota; Glomeromycetes; Glomerales; Glomeraceae.
AUGGCGUGUAACGUACUUCCCAAAAUUGACUUUUCGGUCCUUCCUAAAAAAGUUGUUGGUGUGAUACGAUGGGAUAUAAAUCUGUUCAAUUUGAUCACCGUAAAGUCUACCACUUUCUCUUUCUUUGAUCUGAGCUAUUCCUCUCAAGAGCUAUUUUCUUUCCUAAAACUAUAUAAAAGCCUCAUGAAUAUUGAAGAAGUAAUACGAUUAAAGAGAUCGUUAAACAAGGCGAUCGAUGACGAUAAAAUCCCUACAAUCCUUGAUAUAAUGAGACGUUUCAAUGAUGAAGUAGUUGCAACAAAGGAGUUGUUGAAAAAUACAGGUAUUGGAGUUUUCAUUGGAAAACAACGUUCACAUCAUAACGCUGAUGUUGCAAAACUCGCUAAAGACAUUGUCAAAAAGUGGAAAACCGUACUUAAUGGAGGCUUUGUCAAACCAAACCCUGUUAAUAAAAUUGUUCCAAAUCCGAAAAACGUGGAUAAGCAACGUGAUAAUUCUCGAGGAGAAAUAAAUUCUCCAAGCUCACUUAAGACUGAAAGUUCUCAGAAUUCUCAAAGUAAUUCAUCAUCAUCAUCACCGAAUAAUGUAAAAGCAAACAACGGUAAACAAUACGCAGGCGAUCGUACUUUUAGGAAAGAUAACAUGAAAGGUCCCACGGGAUAUGAUAUACGUGAUAAAUGUAUAGAAUUACUAUAUGAUUCCUUGGCAUUUGAUUCAACUGCUGAACAAAUAGUCCUCGAUCAAUUUAAAGGUGAACCAGAAAAACAAUAUCGUGAUAAAUUGCGUGGCUUGAUCUCUAAUCUCAAGGAUAAAAAGAAUCCAGGUCUUAGGAAGGGUAUCGUAUCUGGAGAAAUUCCCGUGGAAGAAUUUUGUGUUAUGUCUAAAGAGGAUAUGGCAUCCGAGGAAAAGAAAGCGAGAGAUCGUGAAAUUAAAGUUGCAAACCUUUUCAAGGCGAGAAGUGCAGGACAAACACAAGCAGAAACAAAUAUGUUUCGUUGUGGAAAGACUCGAAGUGCUGAUGAACCUAUGACGACAUUCGUGACUUGUACCAACUGCAACAAUCGAUGGAAGUUCUGUUAA